Molecule: messenger RNA, 1133 nt
Organism: Tupaia belangeri chinensis (Chinese tree shrew)
Lineage: Eukaryota; Metazoa; Chordata; Mammalia; Scandentia; Tupaiidae
Gene: INCA1
Product: inhibitor of CDK, cyclin A1 interacting protein 1
Exons: 7
Coding region: 200-877 (225 amino acids)
Biological process (GO): negative regulation of cyclin-dependent protein serine/threonine kinase activity; negative regulation of cell population proliferation
Cellular component (GO): cytoplasm
Molecular function (GO): cyclin-dependent protein serine/threonine kinase inhibitor activity; cyclin binding
Source: RefSeq, a predicted model, not a curated record
GAGCGCGCGCCGUCCCGAGAAGGAGCCGGGAACCACCCGGGAUACUCUUGUUAAAGGGGCGAUGCUUCGGGGCCGUGGGGCCCACCAGCUGGGAGCCCGGGAGACGAGUUGUGGAUGCGGAAAGGCGAACGGGACACCGGGAUGCCAGAGGAUUGCCGGCUCCUGAGGAACCGAGAAAGUUACCCAGCCCAGUCCAGUCAUGCAGGUACAGGAAGAUGGAGACAAUCUCAUUCCCUUUGCCAAAUGUUCCAGGGUGGUCAGCCGAUCUCCACCUCCUCGCUUGCCUUCCCAGAGCAUCAGACUGAUGCCCCAGCGUUAUGGAGAUGUCUUCUGGGAAAACCUUAGUCAAAGGCCCAGCCCCACCUGGAUGGAAGAACAGUACAUUCCACCCAUGCUGAGAGCCACUGGUUGCUCCCAGCUUGGCCUAUACCCUCCUGAGGGACUCACACCCCCUGAGAUGCUUUGCAGAAGAAAGAGAAGGAAGCCACACUUGGAGAGAAUGCAACUGGGACCUGGAAGCAUCCCAGCCCGAGUAAGGGCUGUUGCUUAUCACCUGGAGGACCUAAGGAGGCGCCAGAGAACCAUCAAUGAACUGAAGAAAGCCCAGUGGGGCAGCUCUGGGGCUGCAUCUGAGCCCCUGGGGGUUGACGAAGAGGGGUAUAGGUUUUCCAACACCACUGUACCCCCUGACCUGGAAGAAGGCCACUCUCUCACUCCUGGCAGGGCCCAGCUGCUCUGGUCUCCCUGGAGCCCUCUGGGCGGGCAGGAGACUUGCUCCUCCAGGUGGGUGGGCCCUCAGGCCUCCUACAGCACUGUCGCCACUAGCAGGAACCCCCUCUCCACUCCCCAUUGGGUGGAGUUCGAGCCAGAGGAGUGAGGAGGAACCACCGGAGGCAGAGGCGAGAUGUUAGCCCAGUGCCAUCACUAGAAUCGCCCCAUGGUUGACAUCAAGGCAUUUCCCCUUCCUCAGCCUCUCCAACUGCCUAGCCUAGCCCUUCCUCCUAGUGAGGCGCUAACAGCUUCCUAAGGCUCAACCCACCGCGCUCCCAGGGACUCUCCAGGUCGUUUUCCUGUAGGCCCCGCCCGCGGCCGGUGUUCUUCCCCGUUCUGUUAAUAAAAAGCAAGCAAGUGGA